Molecule: messenger RNA, 645 nt
Organism: Kockovaella imperatae
Lineage: Eukaryota; Fungi; Basidiomycota; Tremellomycetes; Tremellales; Cuniculitremaceae
Exons: 4
Coding region: 1-645 (214 amino acids)
Source: RefSeq, a predicted model, not a curated record
AUGUACAAGCUCUUCGCCGCUCUCGCCGCCAUUGCGCCACUUGCCUCUGCCGCUCCAGCUCUCAACUGGGUCAAACGAUCAGAAUCCUUGUCAUGUGUCCAGUACCAAUACACCCCUCCAUUUGACUCGCCUGGCCUAAACGGCUUCAUUCACCUCUACUCCAAUGUCACUCAGAGUGACGGCUCGUUCUCCGAAACCCGCCUCGGAAUCAAUGCCAAUGGUGAACUUCAACCUUGUGGAGAGUGUCAAAGCACUCAGCAGUUCGGUUUCGAAGUUUGUCAAGGAUCAGAGUCUAGAAAAGGAUACAACGGACUCGGCAACUCGGCUGGCUCUUUCUAUGGUCAUAUCCUCUUCACAAACAAUCAAGCGACUAUUCAGUGUCUCAAGGCGGAGAGGAACCCUGUGAAUCGUUCCACUAUCAUCGUCGCAGACUGCGAGUAUGACUACGACAAUGUCAUGAAUUCCGACCAAUACUGGGAGGUAGCCAGCGGUCGCGUCACUCGACUGCGAGCCUCAGACGGCAGCUACUACGGUGGUUCGUACGGUAUCAAUCCCGAUGUGCAACAGGACCAGCCCAUCCAGAUUUUCGAUGGACCUGCGACCGGACCUUUCACUUACCUCGGAUGGAAGGCGCCCACCUUUUAG